This is a messenger RNA of Portunus trituberculatus (swimming crab), 3923 nucleotides long. RefSeq names its product nephrin-like. The record is from RefSeq and is a predicted model, not a curated record. NCBI's taxonomy places the organism in Eukaryota, Metazoa, Arthropoda, Malacostraca, Decapoda, Portunidae. Gene Ontology annotation, molecular function: protein binding.
AUGCACCUCACGCCGUUUACAGUCUCCCACUUCGGCUUACCUUUCACAGGAUGGAAGGCGCGCUGGAAGAAUUUUGUGGUGCGGAAGGGCUGUGGUGAUAGCUUUGGUGGUGUUCGAGGGACACAUCACAGUAGCGCAAACAUUACAAUAAGGUACACCGGAACACAGCAAGAGGGCCAGUCAGGCGAUUCAUUAGACGUGCCUCAGACCCCGCGACGUACCCAACCUCUCGUUAUUCUGAACAUAAUUGCGUCGACUAACGGAAUUAUACCUUACCACGCGUCUCUGAGUGGCGGCAAAGGCUGGGCCGGGGCGCAGAUGGUCCGCUGGUGUGCUGCUAUUGAUAUUGGUGCGCCUGUCACUUUGAACCUGGACUUGCGAGAGGGCGGCGACAAGCAGGAGUUCGUGGACCCAGUGGUGAAGGGCCGGGUGAGGUCAGAGGUCACGGGCGGCCACCUAACUCUCAGUCCCCUCAAGGGCGAAGACUCCGGCAGGUACAAGUGUCGUGUGGACUUCGAGGUGUCACCCACGCUCUUCGCCUACGUCAACCUCACGGUGUAUGUGGUGCCCUCCAGGUUGAUGGUUGUGGGCAGCGACAACAAGGCGGUGGCAGCAGGACUCCUGGGGCCUCUGACGGAAGGCGACGCGCUCACCCUCUACUGCAUCGCCCUUGGAGGCUGGCCCGCCCCUGAGGUGACCUGGUGGCGCGGGUCAACACUGCUCGCCAAUAACAGCCAGUUGACAGGGUACGACAAGGAUGCCCUCGCCACCUUCCCAGCCCCGCCGCCGCCGUCAGCGAGUGAAGGUCAGGUGAGCACCAAGCUGAGCAUUCCGGCACUCACCAGGGACUACGUGCAGGCCAACCUCACCUGCCGCGCUGUCAACAACAACAUCACGGCGCCGCUCUCCACCUCGCUGGCCCUCCUGCUGCACCUGCGGCCUAGGACUGUGGACAUACGCGUACCCAAGGCUCCUCUUGUGGCCGGACAGGAGACGAGGUUGGAGUGUUUGGCGGUCGGAGCAUAUCCAGCAGCCACUCUCACCUGGACCAAGACUCUAAACGGCGUCUCCACCACACUACACGCCCCUUCCCGUCACGUCGGAGAGAAAACGUGGUCUUACCUGACGGUGGUGCCCAAAGCGGGGGACCACCAGGCCACGCUCACCUGCACCGCCCGGAACCCCAACAUCUCCCACCCAGGCCUCACCACCUCCACCAAGCUCACCGUCGUUUUCGCGCCGCGGGUGGAGCUUCGUCUGGGCGCAAAUCUCGGGGAGCAGCCCAUCACGGAGGGCAGGGACGUUUACUUCGAGUGUGACGUUACCUGCAACCCGCCGGCGAGGGAGGUCAUUUGGACGAAAGACAACGAGCGAGUGACCAGCAAGCGAAAGGAAGGGAUCUUGGUGUCCGACAGAAACCUGGUGUUGCAAACUGUCCGCCGCUCCUCCGCUGGCAACUACACCUGCACCGCCACCAACACCCAGGGCUCCACCACCAGCAACGCCCUGGAUCUCGACAUCAUGUACUUGCCGGUGUGCAAAGAUGGGCAGCAGACGGUGGCAGUGGCGGAGGGGGAGAACACCCGCCUCUCCUGCAGAGUGGAUGCGCGGCCCAAUGACGAUCUCUCCUUCACGUGGUUCUUCAACAACAUGGACACCGUGGAGGUCGAUCACCACCGGUUCUCGGUCCUACCCGGCCUCAGCGUGCUCGAUUACACGCCAAUGUCUGCGCGGGAUUACGGCACGCUGUCCUGCUGGGCCACCAACACCGUGGGCAUGCAGGUGGAUCCGUGCAGGUUCGCUGUGGUUGAGGCAGGGCCUCCAGAGCGGGUGGCGAACUGCGUGCUGGUGAACCUGACAGUGGGCACUCUGGAGGUGGGCUGCAUCCCGGGCAACGACGGAGGGCUGCCACAACACUUCGUGGCGCGGGUGUACGCAGCCCCGACGCAGGCUCUGCUGGCCACGCUGGAGGAGCCUGUGCCGAGGUUCCACGUGAGUGGUCUGACGCCUGGCCAAGACUACCUCAUCACCGUGACAGCCGUGAACGCUAAGGGGGCGAGUGACCCUGAGGAGAUUGAUGCUGUCCGCCUGAAGGUGGCCGAGAAGCGGAUGGUAGAGGUCACGCCAGCUCCUGUGUCUCCCCUGGUGGGCGUGUUCCUAGGACUAGUGGGUGGCUUCGUGUUUCUCCUGCUGGCGGGCGUAUUUCUCUCCAGGGGCCGAUAUCACAGAUGUAGGUGUUGGGGUCACCACCAGGCGACGGAGGACACCACGAGGAGCUCCCCUCCACCCAGUACGACCACCACUACCACCACCACCACGCCCACCACGCACGCACGUACUGUUUCCCUCCAAGGGCAGGAAAGGAGAGCAGCCCCAGACGUCUUACGAACGAUUAAUGCUCAACUUUUGGAGAGUGACAUAUGCCCCGAGAUUAUGUCAGCGCGUGUCCCGCCGCCCCCCUAUACACGCACGCAGCCGGCGGUGGUGCGGGAGUCCCCAGCCACGACCACGUCAGCGGGACGGUCGCCCAGCCCGAUACUGCUGCCCCACCAUGAGAGCUUCGUCUAGUCUCCUCGACCACCCGCGUCACGCCUGGAACGCCUAGAGGAGGAAAAGCAACACAGGUUGUCUCCAAGUGCAAUACAGGAGGAAGAAAACUGCAACAGAACCUAGUUGACGGCCACUUCCUCUCUUGCUCGUUCAAGGAUCCUCAGAAAACACGAAGCUGAUCUACUCCUACGAGUCUCAUGGAGCCAGGCAGCAUCUAGCUGCCGUGUGCUCGCAUCCGGCCCGGAGCGAGGUGAAGAGAGUCAGCAAUACCCCGCCCCUACCGCUGCCAACCGCCGCCCCUCUACCCAUAUCCGUGAAGGGAACACUUCAAACAGUAUUUAGGGACACAGAGAUAUCGAUUGUUUUCCUACUGGUUCAUCUGGCCCAUGUGGUGCAGACUUGAAGGUGUGAGGUCCCUGGCCGGCCCUGAAUGGCGGAGAGCUGUGCAGAGUUGGGUGCUGUGGGUGGGUGGGUGUGUGUGCCGAGCGGGGCGGGAGUGAAGGCCCCACCAACCACUUGCCAGGGUAGGUAUCUGUGUUACUGUUGUUAGUCGGUAUGAUUCACGUCACUUUUUUAUCACUACAUGUCAAGCCAAGUAAGUCUGUGUCAGGGAAACCACAGGAACGGGAAACACGAAUAGGAGAGCGAGGGCAACGCACUCGCUCUUCGGUUCCUACCUGAGCCACACACUUCGGAAUAAUAACAGGAAACUUCCACACAACCUGAACGACUCCUAAGACGGAUGUACUGUUUAUCUUCCGCAAGGUUCAAUGUAACUCCAGUGCUGUUAUAGUUUGGUGGUGAUGCGCUCAGACUUUUUUUUUCGUACAUUUCGGUGAGAAGCACAUCGGUCUGUAUUGGUAGCAAGGUGGUCACCACACACACGGCGGGGUCUCACCAGCCCCCCAGGAAGCCUGCACGUGGACAGGUCCCCCCGUUGGGAUUCCAGCGCCCGGGGGAACAACGUGACAUCGAUUCUUUUCUCCUUGCGUUGUCUUUUUUCCAGUACGAACAGGAGAGGUGUGAACUUCCCCGAAAAGUUAAUGUGGUGUAUUUUUUUACAUUAAUGUUUAUUUGUAAUAUACUCAGCAACCAUAAUCUCCACCAUAAUAUUUGUGUGAUGUAUGUUUUCUCAACCGUCCCCAUAUUUGUGGACUUGUUUUCCUUAUUUCUGUUUUACAUUCUUCGUAUUUAUCAAAGUCAAACUCUAGUGUCGCAGCCACUUCCUGCCCGCCGAGGCUGCCAUCACCAGGCAGCCGCCGCCGGUACGUGUAGGUCUGGAUGUUUGUAUGUAAUUUUUGUAAAUUCUUAUGUGAUUAUGGCCGAAAUAGCAGCUAUAUGUAUAUUUUAUAUAAUAAAAGCAAAUUUAUUAA